AUGGACGAGUUUUUCCAAAAGAACACUCUGCCAGAGACCAUCUUCCCAAAACUCUUAAUAAAGCACAGUGAGGAAGUGAGAAGCAGCCCAGAGUCAGAAGUGCUGUACUACAAGCAAGCUCACGAAGUUUACAUGUACGAGUUUUUCAAGCACUGCAAACUGGACUGUGCAAGCGAGAUUGAAGUCAACAAUGUUAAGGGCAUUGCCAUGUCGCCCAUCAGACUUGGAAGUUUCUCGACAAGCGACAGUGUAAAUGAAGACCACUUCUUCAAGAUGCUGGUCAAGGCGCCCGUGCCGUUUGUUUAUAUUCCACAUGGAAACGUUGCUGCAUCUUUGAAGGUUUGUAGCGGGGCUUGCAGCUUUAGGGAGUCGGAGGCAGAGGGCAUUCUGAUGGACCUUGGAUUUGCAUGCGAGCUGGGAAUUGACUUCUUGGCUACCGACUUUCUUCUUAAAAGUGAGGUGUAUUGUGUAUAUGUGGGUGUGGUGCAUUAUUGCUAG
Messenger RNA from Vittaforma corneae ATCC 50505, 498 nucleotides. RefSeq lists its product as uncharacterized. Bases 1 to 498 code for a protein of 165 amino acids. The record is from RefSeq and is a predicted model, not a curated record. NCBI's taxonomy places the organism in Eukaryota, Fungi, Microsporidia, Nosematidae. The transcript has a single exon.